This is a messenger RNA of Crotalus tigris (Tiger rattlesnake), 3099 nucleotides long. RefSeq names its product SURP and G-patch domain containing 1 (gene SUGP1). The transcript is spliced from 14 exons. Gene Ontology annotation, molecular function: RNA binding. Lineage: Eukaryota; Metazoa; Chordata; Lepidosauria; Squamata; Viperidae. The record is from RefSeq and is a predicted model, not a curated record. The coding region runs from base 78 to 2033 and encodes 651 amino acids. Gene Ontology annotation, biological process: RNA processing. Gene Ontology annotation, cellular component: nucleoplasm.
CCUGCCUCCCGGCCCAUCCGGGUGAGUACCCGCCCGCAGUGCAUUGUGGGAGAAGCGAUAGGGGCCAGCCUGCAGCCAUGGAGAGCAGCAAGGAUGCGCCAGGGAAAGCCAGCCGGUGGUUUGGAGUUGCGAUGCCCAAAUCAGUGAAGACCAACGUCAACAUCCUCCAUCAGGAGAAGCUGAUUGCUCAGAAGAAGCGGGAAAUCGAAGCCAAGAUGGAGCGGCAAGCCAAACAGAACCACUUGCCAGCCCAGCAGGUUUCACAGGGGAGCGAUGACGAUAGCGGUGAUGGCGAAAGUGGUGUUUCCAACAAAUUUGCUAAUGAUGGCAGCUUCCUCCAGCAGUUCCUGAAGCUACAGAAGGAAAAACAAGGUGCUUCUUCCAGUUCCACAGAAACAUCCCAUCCUCCCCCUGCAAGUACAGUGAAGAAACCCACCUUGACUGGCAAGCGUCCCAAUCUCAGCGUGAGCAGCAUGUUGAAUCAAGUCAAAAACUACACGCAUUCCAAGCAGACCCCGGUAACGAAUCGCCUGAGUGUUUUCCAGUCGCCAGACGACGAAGAAGAAGAGGAUUAUGAGCAAUGGCUGGAAAUCAAAAUUUGCCCCCCAGAGGACAUCCGGACCCGCCGAAUCGUUGAGAAGCUGGCCAAGGUGGUGGCCGAAGGGGGCCCAGAAAUGGAGAAGGUCGCCCUGGAAGACUGCAAGGAUAACCCAGUAUUUGCGUUCCUACACGAUAAGAACAGCCCAGAAUUUCUCUACUACAGAAAGAAACUGGCUGAGAUGUGGAAGAAAGGCCAAGCUCACGUAGAGGAGACCUCCCCUUCUCAGAAAGUUUCACCCCCAGAGGAUGAAGAGACCAAGGACUGUGCGGAGAAGCUGGCUCGGUUUGUGGCCGACGGCGGCCCUGUGGUGGAAAUGGUUGCCCUGAAAAACCACCGAGACAAUCAGUCAUUCAGAUUUUUGUACGAGCCCAAUAGUUCUGGAUACAAGUAUUACCGACAGAAGCUGGAGGAAUUCCGGAAAGCAAACAGUAACAUGGAGGGCAUGCCACCAGGAUCGGAAGCCAACCUGAAGCGCAAGGCCUCUUCUGAGGGAGGGGCUUCCUCUUCCAUUUCUUCUUCCUCUUCCUCCUCCUCCUCCUCCUUCUCCUGCUCUUCCUCCUCCUCCUCCUCCUCCUCUUCAACACCUGUACCCACGGUUUCUCUGCCGAAGCAGGUAGCCACAUCCAGUGUGAAGAAAAAACGGAAAAGCCGGUGGGGCCCAGAGGAGGAGAAGGUGGACUUACCUCCUCCAGAGCUUGCUCAGCAGACACAGGAGCUGUCGCCAACCCCCUUGUCUGUCCAGGACCUCAAGGGACUUGGCUACGAGAAGGGGAAGCCAGUUGGAUUGGUGGGUGUGACAGAGCUGUCAGAUGCGCAGAAGAAGCAGCUGAAGGAGCAGCAAGAGAUGCAGCAAAUGUAUGACAUGAUCAUGAAGCACAAACAGGCCAUGCAGGAGAUGCAGAUCAUGUGGGAGAGGACAAUCAAAGAGCACCAGUCCGGCUACGACAGCGAUGAGGAAAUUGACAAUGAGCUGGGCACGUGGGAGCACCAGCUGAGGCGCAUGGAGAUGGACAAGACGCGUGAAUGGGCGGAGCAGCUGACUCAAAUGGGCCGAGGAAAACAUUUCAUUGGCGACUUUCUGCCACCGGAUGAGCUUGAGAAGUUUAUGGAAACCUUCAAAGCUCUGAAGGAAGGCCGUGAGCCUGAUUACUCUGAAUAUAAAGAAUUUAAACUGACUGUGGAAAACAUAGGUUACCAGAUGCUGAUGAAAAUGGGCUGGAAGGAAGGUGAUGGUCUGGGAUCUGAUGGUCAGGGUAUCAAAGCUCCUGUUAACAAGGGGGUGACAGCUGUGGAUGGAGCCGGGUUUGGAAUCGACCGUCCUGCUGAUUUGAGCAAGAAUGAUGAUGAGUACGAGGCCUUUCGGAAGAGGAUGAUGUUGGCCUACAGAUUCCGGCCCAACCCACUGAACAACCCUCGGCGUCCUUAUUAUUGAUGCAGCCGUGUGUUUUCGUCUCACCUCCCACCCACUCCCUGUUCCUCCAGUGACGGAUUGUUUACUGUGAUAAUUUUAUUUAAAAAACAAAGCCCCUUUCUUUCAUUUAGAAGGACUGUUUCAGCUUUAGCCUCCCAUCUGUUUACCCACCCACAGAUGUUUUUCUUUUUAUGUGAUCCCAUUAAAGAAAAUGAAGGAGCAGGUCAGAACUGAGAUGGUCAGCAAAUGCUCCCAAGUCAUACAUAACCCAACCAUUUGUGAGAAGGGGAAAAUUGGCGUAAAUAUGUUUGUUAAAUGGUGCGUAAUCUUCAUUUUACUCAGUUUUGUGGGUUUUUUUUUUUUAAGCCCUCUCUCCGUGAACAUAGAAAGUCUGGAUUGCUGUUCCCUGUUGAUGGUGGGGCCUGCAGGGGAGGAUAACAGGAUGGGAUAUAGCAGGUGAGCAGAAGCACAGGCAGAAAUAAGGAAGGUAGAGCUCCCCAAACAUAGUGGGGGGGAUCCCAGCUGCAGUUCAAAAGAGCAAGAUUUGAAUUGCAGCAACGUAGAAAAGGGGGGACAAAUGGGGGGAACAAACCACCACAGAGUAUUGGGUCUCCUUGAGGGCGUCACUUUUAUCCCAGUUCUGAGGGAAUCUUGUGAAAACGUGCAUAGCCAGCGUGUAUCGGCCAGCCUUCGGUUUUAAAGGACAAUCAGCUCUCCUUUUUUCUCACUCUUUAGUUACUUCAAAGAGCGAGGAAGUUUGAGUUGCUUCUUUGACCAGAUCAGAGGCCAAAACCAAACAUAUCUUUAGCAGGGUUUUCCUUAGUAGAGUCUAAUAAAUCUGUCCCAAAGGAGAAAGGUUAAGAGAAGGGGAAAACCCAAAAUCUUUUUUUCUUGACACAAAUACAUGCCCUGUCCAUCAAGGCAACCCUCCCUCUCUCUUCCACGACCUUCCAACAUCAGAACGACGGUGGUUCCUUCAGAUAGGCUCUGAAACCAUGCUUAUUUUCAUUUUCGUUCAAUCUUAAUGACGUAGAGUUGAUAAGUUGGGCUUUUGCCAAACAUGUUAAUAAAGCUAGAGAAAUGUGAA